GAGUUUAUGAAAUGUGAUUGUCGUGCAUUUAUCCUGGUACACGUAAUCUUACGAUAACGACACUAUAAUUUUACACCGCUAUACUAAAUUCUUGCAUAAUUAUGCCUAGCACCGUUCCAUCUUUCGAUAAGUUGCAACGAUAUAUUGCGCGAUUGGCAUGCAAAGUUCACUCAACGUUGGUUAUUUUCGAACACGUAAACUACAUUCGAUAUGGAUGAAUUUCUUUUCUACAAAAUUUUCCUUUUAUUUCUCGGAUUGAGAACGAGCGAACAGAAACUUUCUUCGGAAGAUCGAAUCGUCGAUGGAGCAUUUAUCAACAUCACGAAUGUUCCGUAUAUGUUAUCGUAUAGAGUAAAUAAUAAUCAUGCAUGCGGUGCUGCUAUCAUUAAUAAAGAAUGGGGAUUAACUGCCGCUCAUUGCGUUACUCCAUUUGUCGAUAAUCCCUCAAUUUCGCUCAGCGUCCGUAGCGGAUCUAACAGACACGAUUUCGGUGGAAUUAUUCACAAUGUAACGACAUUUUCUUAUCACGAAAAAUAUAAUGAACAGAACAACGAUUACGACAUUGCGGUAUUCAAAGUUUACCCGCCAUUCGAUUUUAACAACACGACGCAACCCGUCAAAUUGCCUGAGAACAUUGAAUUUUUUAACACAAAUUGGGGUUUAAUUGCUGGUUGGGGUUACUUUAUCGAUUUCGAUCCGAUGUUAUCGGAAAAGCUACAAUACGUUAUCGUACCGAAAGUGAAGAGAAAAAGGUGCAUAAAGGAUUAUAAAGGCAGAUAUGAAGUAACAGAGCGUCAAGUCUGUUAUGGAUUUUCACAAGGAGGGAAAGAUGCGUGUAAAGGUGAUUCCGGUGGUCCACUGGUUAAUAAUUUCACUGUAAUCGGUAUAACUUCGUGGGGCUACGAAUGUGGUGUACCAAACUCACCCGGCGUCUACACCAAUGUGAUCGAUCUACUAGGAUGGAUCAAAAAUAAAAUUAGAUCGUUUCAAUGAUCUUUAAUCAAUCCGGUUUUGCAAUUUGAAAAUAAUUCAA
Messenger RNA from Apis dorsata (giant honeybee), 1033 nucleotides. RefSeq names its product trypsin-7-like. Gene Ontology annotation, biological process: proteolysis. NCBI's taxonomy places the organism in Eukaryota, Metazoa, Arthropoda, Insecta, Hymenoptera, Apidae. The coding region runs from base 211 to 993 and encodes 260 amino acids. Gene Ontology annotation, molecular function: serine-type endopeptidase activity. The transcript has 6 exons. The record is from RefSeq and is a predicted model, not a curated record.